CAAACACUAAAAUCCCUUUUUCAUUUGUCUAAAUCUGUAUAAUAAUUUCUGUCCGACUUACCUUGAAAGUAACACAAAAUGAUAGUUCAACGAUGUUGAUAGCGGUUCAUCUUUAUGGGUAAGGAAGACUAUUGCUCUUUCACUUUGAUCCUUCUGGGCUCACCUGGUAACUGCCUGGAUCUGGAAAUCGGAGGUGGAGCACCCUACAAGUCUUGUCACAGUAACACUCUGAGACUAGCUACAUCAAGACAGGGUCUUAUCAAGGCAGGCAAGUGAACUCCCUACACAAACUGAGAGGAAAAAGAAAGCCUUGGAUGGUUUACCCCUCCAACCAACCUGUCAUGAUUUCUGCACUUGGGGUGCUCCCUUCCGACUGGUAUUUAGAUAACUCCAAGUCUCAGCCAUCCUCACAAAGAGACAACAUCUAGUGGCACAGCUGGUUUCCAUCUCCUGGGAGGGGGAAAACUUCACAGAGACGACUAGAGUCACAGAGGAAGUCUUAACUGCUGGAAACUGUUUCGUGUUUUUGAAGGAAAGCUUCUCUGCAAGACUUACACUAACCUUUCUGGCACACCUCCUAACUUUUGAGAGCUGAGUCUCACUUGCACUUUUACCUUUGAUCUGACAGUCCCUGCACCAUCCUUCUUUUCUUUCCUCUCUUCCACCUAUGCCUCUCUGUUGACGGCCACUUUUUGCGUGGUUUUCCCUUUUUGUCUCCCCUCGCCUCUGUUUCUCCUUGUGUUUCUGCUUUUGUCCUCCCCCUUUCUGCUGCCAAGCUGGAUUUUCUGCAGGCAAAGCAUCUGAAAAGGAAGAGGAAGAGUAACUACAGUGUGAGAGAAACACAGACUCUCAUCAGAGAGAUCCACAAGAGAAGAGAUGUAUUGUUUUCCAGACAGCAGAACACAGCAGUUAAUGAGCUGAAGAGGCAGGCAUGGGAGGAAGUGGCACAAGGUGUGAACGCGCUGGGGGAGGGGGAGCUGCGCACGGCUGCUGAGGUUAAGCGUCGUUACCUGGACUGGCGCGCUCUGACGAAGAAAAAACAGCUGAAAGCUGACCUCUCUCUGUCUUCCUCCUCGUCCUCCUCGCUGGCAAUGAAGACCGAGGACAAUCAGUCUUCCCCUGAGCACGAGGCAGCUUCUCUAGGGUCGGGGUAUGACCAGCUCCUUGACCUAUCGAGCUUCCCAAAGGACUGCCAGUGUGACUGGACAGAGUUGGCUGCUCUCAGUGAGCCGAGCGCCGGGCAGUCCACAGUGACGCACCAAAGUGUGAAGAUGGAAGAGGACAUCAGUGAAUACAGACCAGACGGUGAUGGUGGAGAUAGAGAGAUGGAUGAGGACGACAUCCCCUCCAUCCUCAGCGACAUUGAGACCCACGGAGACGGGCAUGCCAAUGAUGCUUUCUCACACAACCACAUCGGCAUGCUCGGCUCCUCCAGAGAUCCCAGCUGUACCAUCGGUAGAGAUCUGCUCCUGGAUGUGGGCAUGAUGGGAAUGCAGGCUCAUGGUUUUGGCGACCAUGAGGGUUUCCUGGUUGCGGUAAAGAAACAGCGAUUAGAACUGGAAAAACAAAGGCUUGCUGUGGAGACCGAACGACUGGCCGUGGAGAAGGAGCGACUGGCAGUGGAGAGGGAGCGACUCCGCCAGAUGGAGGUGGAAAGAGAACGGUUGCAACUGGAGAGGGAGCGUUUACAGGUGGAGAGGGAGAGGCUGAAACUCCUGAUCGUCAGUCAGUCAGAGCACAUCAACUCCUCUUUCAACCUUCCACCGCAGCAGGGCCCACCGUCGUCCUCCACCUCACUAUCCUCUUCUCAUGACGGACUGGGGGAGAAGAGAGGCAGGGGCUGGGUAUCAGUGGUGGAUCUGGAGACGGAAAAGAUUAACCUGGAGAAGGAGAGACUGCAGCUGGAGAAAGAGAGGCUACAGUUCUUCAAAUUUGAAGCAGGCAGGUUACAGAUUGAAAGAGAGCGUCUUCAAGUGGAGAAAGAGAGAAUGCAGCUGCACAAAAACACCAAUCAGUAAAGGCCUUAAACAAAAGAGAAUAUAGAUGGAUCACAUGCAAGUACAUAACUGAGCACUCCAGAAGAGAAUUGGUCUAAAUAGAAGCCCUAAAUGGAGGCCAAGCACGUUUAAUAAAGCAGUGCCCUUUCAUAUCUCUGUAAAAUGGCAAAAAGACAGAGCUAUGCCAGUGUUAAAAGAUCAGUUUUGCAUUGAUUUAUUCACGUCUGGGUCGUCAAUAAAGCUAAUCAGUACUUGAUGGAAAAAACAGUCAUUAUGCUCAUUAAGCUUACAACAAUGAAAAAACUAAAAAACAUUAACUCUAUGUUUUCUUGUAGAAUUUGUGAUGUUUACAGUUUCCUGUCAAGCGCUUGUGUUAAAGUGUUAUACGUGAGGGUAGUCGUGAUUGUAUUAACUUACUAACGGCCGUUCACAGACAUUAAACUUGUCAACAUGGAAAAUACGCAAAAGUGAAUUAAGUGAAUGACGGAAAACCAAGGCAGCUAUACAAUUAUAUACCAUAAUAUCAUUCAGACUUCAACCAGUUCACACUAACCUUUUUUGUUACUACAUAAAUGAGACUUUUUACAUUUUUACCUGUUUAAAAGUUGAGUGUUUGGUCUGCAUGUUGGAAAAUAUUGUUUGAGGUUCUGCUGUGAUCAAACAGUAAAGGUUAACUGAAACUUUCUUCUGCUGCUUUAUUUAAACCAAUUCCACCUAGCGCAAUUAAUUGCAUUUCAUUGCACAAUAUAUUCCAUAUUUAUCAGAUAUCAUCAGUUUGUCAUCAGUUAAAUGUCACAUUUCC
Molecule: messenger RNA, 2799 nt
Organism: Menidia menidia (Atlantic silverside)
Lineage: Eukaryota; Metazoa; Chordata; Actinopteri; Atheriniformes; Atherinopsidae
Source: the annotation of a GenBank genome assembly